AUGAAUUACAUCAAUUCUACUCGUCUAAUUCUAACAUCUCUGUUAACAACAACAACAACAUCCACAUUGACAACAAAUUAUAGUCAUAAUGAAACAUCAACAGAUAUACCAAAAACAUUAAUACCCGAAAAAUAUCAAGUUAUUCUUCUAAGUUUUGCUUAUGGUGUGAUUGCCUUUCUAGCCAUUGUUGGCAAUUCAUUAAUUAUUUAUAUUGUUCUUCGAAAUAGACGUAUGCAUUCAGUAACAAAUUAUUUUAUAUGUAAUUUAGCAUUAGCCGAUUGUCUUGUGGCAUGUUUUGCUGUACCAUUUCAAUUUCAAGCUGCCGCCUUACAAAAAUGGGUAUUACCACAUUUUUUAUGCAAAGUUGCACCAUUUACUCAAAUACUUUCUGUUGAUGUAUCUAUAUUUACUUUGGUGGCAGUUUCAAUCGAUCGUUAUCACGUGAUGUUAUAUCCGUUAAAACCAAAAUUAUCUACUAGAAAAGCGUUUAUUAUAUUUUUAUUUGUUUGGUUAAUUGCUCUUGGAUCAUCGAUACCAAGUUUAUUUUUUUAUCGUGUAUAUCAAAUAAAUGUUGAUUAUUAUCAAUGUUUACCCAAUACAUAUCAAACAAUACCACAAGAUCAAGCUCAUAAAGAAAAUUCGACUAGUAAUACGAUGGAUAAUAUUGCCACCGCCCAUAAUUCAUAUGAUAUACACAAAAUAUAUAUUGUCUACAAUAUUUAUUCUCAGUAUAUUAUACCAUUCAUAAUUAUAGCUGGUGCCUAUUUUAGAAUUGGUUCACAUUUAUAUUUCUCUAAACCGCCAACAACAAUCAAUAAACAUCAGGAAGUUAUUGCGAGAAAUAAACGAAAAGCUAAAUUUAAUCGUGAAUUUCGUCGUAUAUUAUGGUUCUUACCAUGUAUUGACAAUUCAAAUUUGGAAGUUGAUCCACGUGCUAAAUCAAACAUAACUCUAAUAAGUGCCGUCCAAGCAUCAAAACAACAACAACAACAACAACUACAAAAACUAGAUCAAUUUUCUUCCUCAUCGUCACAAUUAAGACGAAAACAUUGUCAACGUCGUUCACCUCGUUCAUCACCUAUUCUCAGUGUACACGAUGGAACGCGUAUGCUAAAUAAACCUCCACGUCGUUCACUCACACCAUCAACGACGAAUAAUUCAAAUAGUACAUCACAUUUAUCAAAUAUUUUAACACAAAAAUAUCGACAAACAUUUUCUUCAGUUGAACCAACAAACUGUAAAAUAAAUAAAAAUAAUUAUUAUACAAAAUUGGCACCACGAUCUGUUAAUAAUUGUGAAAAAUUCUUACCCGAUCAUGAUUUAAAUGGUUCAAAAGAAAAUGAUUUAUUAUUAAUGAAUCGACAAUCGGCAAGAUUUCAGUAG
This is a messenger RNA of Didymodactylos carnosus, 1383 nucleotides long. Lineage: Eukaryota; Metazoa; Rotifera; Eurotatoria; Philodinida; Philodinidae. The record is from the annotation of a GenBank genome assembly.